AUGUGCUAUUUGUAGAACAAGCCACUUUAAUAUUAAUAUUUAAAUCAAUCCAAUCCCUGUAAAAUUUAUGUAUUUUCAGAAAAUGAGGUUUAUCUGUUGAGAAAUCUUGAAUGAUUUUAUAAGGUUGUUAUAGUUAGUAAAUAAAUAUCUUGGAUAGUUUAAACAAACACGGUCAAAUUGUUUCCGCGUGAAAAAAAAUCAAAACAUUAUUAUAUAACGAUAUGUUUUACCUAUUUCUCAUAUUUUUAUUGAUCAUGGUUAUGUGUGAUCAAGUAUAAUGUUAACUUGUUUGAAAUGAAUCGGCUUUAUCUAUUACAUUUAAUCAAUACUUUAUAACUUCCUUGUAGUUUUUGAUCGCAUGAUUUUAACUGUUUGUAUAUUAUAAGGAAUAAGGUUGUUAUUAACUAAUCACAAGGUAGCGAUAUUUAUGUAAACACAAAAUAAUUGCUGUUGACAAUGGCGGUCUCUGGGAAAAGGCUUGAAAAGAAUACAAGAACUGCAAUAGGAAUAACGAGAAACUUUUGUGAAGCUUGCCUCGAUGGAAAUGUCACUACAGUGGCAGACGGAGUGUGUAAAGAAUGUAAGGAAUAUAUGUGUAACACAUGCUUUCAACAUCAUCUUAAAGCAAGGCAAUGUAGACAUCAUGUUUUAGUUGAUAUAGAUUCAACGCUGGUCCUUGAGAAAGAUGAAACAUGUGAACAACAUACAAAUGAAAUUAUCAAAUAUUAUUGUCGCAGCCAUGAUCGUGUAGGUUGCGGUGAUUGUAUGGUACUUGAACAUGGCGAUUGUAAGACUGACUUCAUAGAGAACUUUUCAAAAAACUUUGAAGAAAAGGAAGAUUUCAAAGUCAUGGUUCAACAACUUGAAAGCUGGGAAUCUGAAACCACAUUCCAUGAAAAUAAACUUAAAGGUGAUAAGAAGAAAGUCAACACAAGUCAUGAAAACGCACUGAAGAAAAUCCGAGUCUUUAAAACAAACAUGACAAAGCAUUUUGACGAAGCUGAGUCUAUUAUUCUAGCUGAGGUUGAUGCUUUAAAUUUUGAAUACGACACGCUAUUGGAGAAGUUAGGCGAAGAUUUAAAAGCACUUUCAUCCAAUAUAAAAAGAGCGAAAUUUCGAAUAAGUACAGACAAUUAUCGAGGAAAGACGUUGUUUGUUCGAUUUACUCAGAAUAAGCCAGAAAUUGUUACAAUAAAACAGACACUUGAACAAAUAAAGCUGGAUCACGAUGUGAGUGGAUACGAGUUCCAACCGGAUGAACAACUUGUUGAUUUCCUUUCUUCUAAUAGAAAUUUGGGUAGUUUGGUUAAUAUCUUGCAUUCAGAGGCAUUGGAAGACUUUCUCCAGUAUGCAGGAGCUGACAAAUCUCCAGAAGAUGGUAAAAGUGCAGAAGAUGAUGAAAGUGCAGAAACUGUAGGUGAUUAUAAAACAGUGGGAGAUGAUAAAACUGCAGAAACUGUAGUUGAUUAUAAAACAGCGGGAGCUGAUAAAACUGCAGAAACUGUAGGUGAUUAUAAAACUGCAGAAACUGUAGGUGAUUAUAAAACAGCGGGAGAUUAUAAAACUGCAAGAACUGUAGGUGAUUAUAAAACUGCAGAAACUGUAGGUGAUUAUAAAACUGCAGAAACUGUAGGUGAUUAUAAAACAGCGGGAGAUGAUAAAACUGAAGAAAUUGUAGGUGAUUAUAAAACUGCAGAAACUGUAGGUGAUUAUAAAACAGCGGGAGAUGAUAAAACUGAAGAAACUGUAGGUGAUUAUAAAACAGCAGGAGAUGAUAAAACUGCAGAAAUUGUAGGUGAUUAUAAAACAGCGGGAGAUGAUAAAACUGCAGGAACUGUAGGUGAUUAUAAAACUGCAGAAACUGUAGGUCAUUAUAAAACAGUGGGAGAUGAUAAAACUGAAGAAACUGUAGGUGAUUAUAAAACAGCGGGAGAUGAUAAAACUGAAGAAAUUGUAGGUGAUUAUAAACCUGCAGAAACUGUAGGUGAUUAUAAAACAGCGGGGGAUUAUAAAACUGAAGAAAUUGUAGGUAAUUAUAAAACUGCAGAAACUGUAGGUGAUUAUAAAACUGCAGAAACUGUAGGUGAUUAUAAAACAGCGGGAGAUGAUAAAACUGCAGAAAUUGUAGGUGAUUAUAAAACAGCGGGAGAUGAUAAAACUGCAGGAACUGUAGGUGAUUAUAAAACUGCAGAAACUGUAGGUGAUUAUAAAACAGCGGGAAAUGAUAAAACUGCAGAAACUGUAGGUGAUUAUAAAAAAAGAAGAAAAAAGAAGAAAAAACGGCAGAAACUAUGUGAUUAUAAAACUGCAGAAACUGUAGGUUAUUAUAAAACUGAGAAAUUGUAGGUGAUUAUAAAACAGCGGGAGAUGAUAAAACUGCAGGAGCUGUAGGUGAUUAUAAAACUGCAGAAACUGUAGGUGAUUAUAAAACUGCAGGAAAUGAUAAAACUGCAGAAACUGUAGGUGACUAUAAAAAAAGAAGAAAAAAGAAGAAAAAACGGCAGAAACUAGGUGAUUAUAAAACUGCAGAAACUGUAGGUUAUUAUAAAACUGCAGGAGAUGAUGAAGAUGCAGAACCUGUAGUUGAUGACAAAACUGUAGAAGAAUACAAAACUGUAAAACUUGAAAAUGAAACUGGGCCGAUAUGUAUUGGUGCGCGUGUCUGUCCACUGCCAGACUGUACACUAGGAUGUCUGAGUCACAAUAAGAAACCCGGUACCAUAGUAUAUGUGGAAUCUGGCGGAACCAUUACUGUGAGAUGGGACUAUUCAGGCCAAGUGAAGUAUGGUUACAGAAUUGGAAAAUCCAAGUGUGGAAAUGGUAUUAAACUUAUCUAAAGAUUUCAGGCAAAAUCGAAGAGAGGAAAACAUAUGUACCGACGUGUAAAUCCGCAUAUUUAUAGAAAUAAUCAUAUUUAAAGCUUUCAAUGAUAAACAAUAAUAAGUUCCCAGCUUCAACUUCAUAGGAUUCGCAAGUUUAUUUUUGGUUUAAUGUCAUUUUUAAAAAGUAAAUAAAUUAUUCAUAUGACGACAUUCAUUAUGAAAGACUUCUAUUGGAAGAACGACUGAAAUAUGUUGUGGAUUUGAAAUAUUGCUGAUCAAAUAUACAAGAAAUCGGAUAAACAGUUGGGUCUUCUCCAUCAUGGAAAAUAACAAAGAAAUCAGCGAUAUUUUCUAUUCUCGGAAUGUAAAUUAAAAUAAUAAAAAAUAAAUAUAUA
This is a messenger RNA of Ruditapes philippinarum (Manila clam), 3217 nucleotides long. RefSeq lists its product as uncharacterized. Gene Ontology annotation, cellular component: nucleoplasm; chromatin. Gene Ontology annotation, molecular function: ubiquitin-protein transferase activity; zinc ion binding. Gene Ontology annotation, biological process: positive regulation of DNA-templated transcription. The coding region runs from base 457 to 2346 and encodes 629 amino acids. NCBI's taxonomy places the organism in Eukaryota, Metazoa, Mollusca, Bivalvia, Venerida, Veneridae. The record is from RefSeq and is a predicted model, not a curated record. The transcript has 3 exons.